AUGGUUCUGGUCAGGAUUCUAGUCCUCCAGCUGCUCUUGGUACCAGUUCUGGCCUUCCUUUCCUUCACAUCCAAAGAGGUCGAAAAUUUCCGUGCUCUACACAUUGACUUUCCUAAGGUACAAUUUUCCAAAGGCUUCCAGGGCUACUGCAAUGGCCUGAUGUCUUAUGUUCGAGGACGGCAAAGUUUCUUGAAGCAGUGCCCCAAUAUCCAUCAUGUUCUGCAUGCUCCCUGGAGAAAAGUGACGAUCAAUUGUAAGAAAACUGACAGUUUUUGUGAGGACUUCAAUGAAUAUUGCUCCCUCAGCCAUGAUCCCUUUUCUAUUACCACCUGUACCCGAAUAAAAGAAACUCCACCCACUACCUGCCUAUACAACGAAACCUCUUCCACUCGAAGAGUCUACCUACUUUGCUCCAGAAAAAACAAUGCUAAACCCACAUAUAUCAUUGGCCUCUUCUAG
Molecule: messenger RNA, 459 nt
Organism: Gracilinanus agilis (Agile Gracile Mouse Opossum)
Lineage: Eukaryota; Metazoa; Chordata; Mammalia; Didelphimorphia; Didelphidae
Gene: RNASE13
Product: ribonuclease A family member 13 (inactive)
Exons: 1
Coding region: 1-459 (152 amino acids)
Molecular function (GO): nucleic acid binding
Source: RefSeq, a predicted model, not a curated record